AUGAACGGGUUUCGGAUAUGGACUCAUGUGCUACACUCAACACACAAUAUAAGACCGGUUUCGGGCAUGACCUUGGUCCUACAUUUGGAGGAAUCCAAACGUGGCAACCUGAAGCAACUGCGGUGCCGAGAGUGCGGAACUCGAGCUGUUAUCACGCUGGUCUUAGCACAUCCUCCUCUUCGGCGCCGCGGUUCCUCGGAUCGCAAAACUGCGGAGGUCAUCAGUUUUGAGAACGGCAUAAGCCGCGAUCCUAUUGUACCUCCACCCCUUCCUCGUUAUUGCUGUUCCGAUUUUGAAAUAGUUAUUGCUCAGGUGUGUGGGGAAGAUAACUAUGAGAUAGACCCGUAUUCUGCUCCCGUCAGAGAAUGCUGUAACCAAGGCUGCAAUGAUUGGGCACUUACACAGUUCUGCCUGUAAGUCAUCUCAGAAUCCUGUAUGAUAACCAAAUGUGUAAUAAACAAAAACUCUAAUUAAAUAAUAUCCGGAAUAUCGAGGUCUUAGCUUUUAAGCAUCAUCAGUUUGCCAUCUCUUUAUGUGGAUCAAUUAUCCUAUGACAAAUAAAAUAACAACUUGUGGAAUUUGCUCAAAGCACUCUCCUUGAGGAACCUGCACCAACACUCCCUACUUAUUGCUGUGACGAUCUUGAAGAAAAAGUUUCUGAAGUGUGCAGGGAAGAUGGCUACUAUCCUAUUUACUAUUAUUCUCCUGAGUACCAAGAGUGCUGCUACUUAGGUUGCGACGAGGACGAUCUUUCCCAGUUCUGCAUUGCAAACGAUAUGUACGAUCCUGCAAGCACCUCAAGCCUUACGUCUACAAGUAGUGAAAACUAUAUGGAAGAAACCGACCCAAGCCUUAUGAGUGCAUACAGUGAAGAGCUUAUGGAAACAACUGACCAAAGCCCUAUCAAAACAACCACCUCAAGUCUUCUUAGUACAGAAAGUGCAAACACUUUGGAAAGAACCGACCCAACACCUACGAUUCCCUAAACGACUCUCUUCCAAGGAUAAAACUUGCUAGACAAGGCAAGAUCUCAGAAAUGAAAUUGAUACCCAGUGAACACAGAUAGAAAAAUUAUCGUUUAAAAAACGAAUGUAUUUUUCUCAAUAGCAUAAAGUAAAUCACACAUGUACCAUUUACGUUUUGAACUGUAUCUAAAAUAAAAAUAUUUGAAAUAUCUCGAU
Messenger RNA from Belonocnema kinseyi, 1181 nucleotides. RefSeq lists its product as uncharacterized. The transcript has 3 exons. Bases 1 to 417 code for a protein of 138 amino acids. Lineage: Eukaryota; Metazoa; Arthropoda; Insecta; Hymenoptera; Cynipidae. The record is from RefSeq and is a predicted model, not a curated record.